Messenger RNA from Dimorphilus gyrociliatus, 2047 nucleotides. NCBI's taxonomy places the organism in Eukaryota, Metazoa, Annelida, Polychaeta, Dinophilidae. The record is from the annotation of a GenBank genome assembly.
AUAACGGCAUCUAUUGGAUUCAUAGAAAGUUCGCCCCCUUGGAAUGAAAAUUCGACGGAAUUCUAGGAUUCUUUUAAUUUUAAUCUGUUUGUGGGCCAUUGGAGUUUUAUAUUAUUUCUUCUCAGGCCCUUCUGAGGUUAGUUCCUUAUAUUCUUAUAGCUUAAUUAUCGCCUUAGGCCUAAGAAGCGGUUAAUAUAGGAUAAGAUUCCUAUUGUAUAAAAUAAUUUGUUGACUAUUUUAUUAUAUAAACUGAAUAUUUACAAGCAAAUACACACUUCAAUUUACCAGUAUGAAUAUUAAACUAUAUGUAUUAAGUAUCUACAAAAAAAAACCCACUAUGAUUAUUACUUGUGGUAAAUGAAUGCAGUUUCUCGUGAAAUAUGAAAAUUAGUAAAUUUCGGUAUUGUCUAUAAAAAUAAAGGUUUUAUGUUGCAAAUAUUAGAUGUUUUAUUCGCGACCUUUAUCUAAUAAAGCACUUUUAUUGAAAGAAGGUGAAUAUGACGAUUCACUUAAUGAUGGUCUAACCAACAAGUAUCAAUUUACUGCAACCAACGUAUACUUCAACGAAAAAGCCUAUAUAGAUAAAAAACGGUUAAAACCUGGUCAAGAUUCGUAUAGCAGACACAAGUUUAAUCAAGCUGUUAGUGAUAGUAUUCCAAGUAAUAGAGAUAUACCCGAUGUAAGGAAUUAUAGAUGCCAGCAUGUUCAAUAUUCAAAAAAUCUGCCCAAAACUUCUAUCAUUAUAACUUUCUUUAAUGAAGCACGGUCAACUUUACUUAGGACAAUUGUUAGUGUCAUUAAUAGAAGCCCGGAGGAGCUUUUGGAAGAAAUUAUCUUAGUUGAUGAUCAUAGUGAUGAUCCAACUGAUGGAUCAGAAUUAGCUAAAAUUCAUAAAGUACGUGUUCUUCGAAAUGAAAAGAGACAGGGAUUAAUCCGCUCAAGAGUUAGAGGCGCUAAUGCUGCAAAAGCACCUGUUCUCACUUUUUUAGACAGUCAUUGUGAAUGCGGAAAUCAGUGGUUGGAAGCUCUUUUAUCAAGGAUUCAUGAGAAUCGGAAGGCAGUUGUGUCUCCUAUAAUUGACGUGUUGAAUAUGGAUAAUUUUCAUUACUCCGCUGCAUCAGACCUAUUAAAAGGAGGCUUUGAUUGGAAUUUAGUCUUUAAAUGGAUUUAUAUGACAGACGCUGAGCGAGCGGAACACGCCAAGCAGCCUAUUGCUCCAAUAAAAACUCCAAUGAUAGCUGGAGGACUUUUUGCCAUUAGCAAAGAUUUCUUUAACGAACUAGGGAAAUAUGACACAAAAAUGGAUGUCUGGGGGGGAGAGAAUUUGGAAAUAUCAUUUAGAGUUUGGCAGUGCCAUGGUUCUUUAGAAAUUAUUCCUUGCAGUCGAGUAGGUCAUGUGUUUAGAAAGCAGCAUCCUUAUUCAUUUCCUGGUGGCAGUGGAAAUGUGUUUGCUAGAAAUACAAGAAGAGCGGCCGAAGCAUGGAUGGAUGAAUACAAACAGUUUUACUUUGCCUCCGUACCUUCAGCCAAAUAUGUCAAUUAUGGUGAUAUUAGCGAGAGAGUAUCCCUUAGGAAGAAAUUACAAUGCAAACCUUUCAAAUGGUAUUUGGAAAAUAUUUAUCCGGAAUUAGACAUACCAAAUAAGCAAGAUGUAAACUUUGGGGCUCUAAUUCAAGGCUCUAGCUGCUUAGAUACGCUUUCCCAUCAACAAGGUGAAACUGUUAGUCUAUAUACUUGCCAUAUGUCUGGUGGAAAUCAGGAAUGGGUAUUAUCAAAGGAAAAUCAAGUGAAACAUCACAGAUUUUGCUUGACGAUGGAAAAACAAGCUGAAGGUUCUCUGCUGCGAUUGAGAGAUUGUAAAUCAAAAGAUUUAAUGCAGAAAUUCGUGCCGUUUAACGACAAAAAAAUGCUGAAGCAUAUAGAUUCAGAUUUAUGCAUCGAUUCGGAGUAUAUAAGAUCUUUGGAUGGGGUAGGAGUCGGACCGUGCGAUGCAGAAAAAGCUUCACAACGGUGGAAAUUCCAAUUACUCAACGAAAAUCAUCGAUAA